Messenger RNA from Hyalella azteca, 875 nucleotides. RefSeq names its product thiopurine S-methyltransferase. The record is from RefSeq and is a predicted model, not a curated record. Bases 114 to 842 code for a protein of 242 amino acids. Lineage: Eukaryota; Metazoa; Arthropoda; Malacostraca; Amphipoda; Hyalellidae. The transcript has 7 exons. Gene Ontology annotation, molecular function: thiopurine S-methyltransferase activity.
UGAAGGGAGGUUGUGUGUUGCGUAUUCCUGAAAUCAAUUACUUCAAUUACGGGCAUCGAAUUAAAAACUAUACCUAUUGAAUCUUUGAACGGAUCACGUUCAUAUCCCCCGCCAUGGGUGAUGACGAGGACAACAACGCCUUCUGGAGCUCCCGCUGGUCGGACGACCCCUCGUGGCACCUGGACGAGGUGAACCCUCACCUGCGCCGCCAUCUUAGCCACCUCGCCCCGCCCCCUGGCCGCCAUCGCAUCUUUGUGCCCCUCUGUGGCAAGAGCCUCGACCUCAAGUGGUUGCACAGCAAGGGGCACAGCGUGGUGGGGGUGGAGCUCGUCGAAGAAGUCGUUAAAAAUUUCUUCGAAGAAAACGAACCAAAUUAUUUAGUGAAGGACCUGGGCUGGGGCACGCUGUACACGAACGCGAGGCGGUCGCUGCAGAUCUACGUGGGUGACAUCUUCAAGCUCAAGAUGGAGGAGCUGGGGCGCUUCGAUGGCGUCUGGGACAGAGGGGCGCUAGUGUCCAUCCCUGAGGCCCGGAGAGCUGAGGACAGAGGGGCGCUGGUGUCCAUCCCUGAGGCCCGGAGAGCUGAGUAUGCGGCCAUCAUCCGACGGCUGCUGCGGCCGCACUUCAGAUACCUCCUCAACAACUUCCUCUACCGCCCACCUGAGAAGUUUGAGGGACCUCCCUACACUGUACCUAACUACACUGUGCACGAGCUGUUUGGACAAAUCGCGAUCUGGAAAAUACUGGAAACCGAGGAGAUGAUGUCCAAGGAGGAGAUGCAGGCAAGGGGGCUGGAGGUGGCAAUGCAGGUCUUCCUGCUGCUCACCCCCAAGCACCUGUAGGGGGAUGGGGGGAAGUGGGGCAUGGGUAAGUUG